AUGGCGUCCGGCGCCAGGACACCUCCGAUUGGUCAGCUGGAAAACAGGCGGAAGGCCCCGCGGUGUUUGCGGCGCUCAGUUACCGUUAGCAGCUCCACUCCGCCGGCAUCAGCGAUGAGUUGCCCGGUGGACCUCCAGGCUCUGCCGGCCGGACUGUUGGAGACCGCGAGAGGAAGGUGAGUCCCCGUGAGCUCACCUGUCCAGGUGAGAGGACAAGUCUCCACGAGGUCUCUCAGUCCGCUCAGUGUCCCCAAAACCACAUCACACCUGUGGGACGCCACACCUGCAGGAGACAAGCUCCGCCUCCAGCUCUGUGCUGACAGGAAGCCUCGUGUGGUGCUCUCAGAGAAGGCUCUGCGUCUCGCGCAGCGUCACGCUCGUUGCAGCAACAAGCCCCGCCUCCUGUGUUUCCUGCUGGGAGCAGUGUGUGUGGACGCAGAUGAGGAGGGGGUCACCGUGACUCUGGACCGCUUUGAUCCGGGUCGGGACGCGGCCGGAGCCGAGGACAGGGUCCCCUCCGCUCUACUGCCCGGAGACGUCCUUGUCCCCUGUCUGAUCUCCACGGAGACCGAGAACACGGCUGACACCGUCGUCCAAUCAGAGGCUGAGCUGCAUCACUGCUUCAAGGUGUUGCAGCACAGUGUGAGCAGCAGACAGACUCUGGAUCUGUCCCAGCUGAUGAAGGUCAGAGGUCAUGUGACUGUCUCUCAGCAGUGUGACGCCACAGCGUUCGUCCUCAGGUGGUCGGCCGUCUGUCCGUCCGUCAGCGUGGACGUCCAUCCUGUACGAGCGGUUCCCAUCGUCCCCACCGCCCUGCUGAGGAGUCUGACCAGCAUUAACCGACCGUCGCCGCACGCCGCCAAGCGACAGAGAGGGUUUCUGACGAUGGAUCAGAGCAGGAAGCUGCUGCUGCUGCUGGAGGCGGACCCUAAAGCGUCCACGCUGCCGCUGGUCGGCCUCUGGCUGGGUGGAGUCACGCAGGUGUCCAGCCCUCAGGUGUGGGCGUGGUGUCUGAGGUUCCUGUUCAGCUCGGCCCUGCGGCACAGACUUCUGUCAGAGAGCCGCUGCUUCCUGCUGCUCCUGUUCAGCUCCGCCCACAGAGCGCCGCAGUUCUUCCAGUGCCGCGGUCCGGGACCUGGACCUGGACCUGGACCUCAGCCUCAGCUAGAUUACCAGCUGCUGACGGCCUCUCACAGCGUCACUCUGUACCAGCAGGUGGUGUCGGUGGAGGGACGGACUCUACAGUGUGAUCUGGACUCAGAGCGUCCCGAGAGACAGACGGAGGUCUUCAGAGCCGCUGUGAGCUCCUUCAACAGAUGUGUCCCUCCCGCUGCCACUCUGUCUGUCAGCGAUCAGGACUCCGGAGUCGAGGACGAGGACCCGUCCCCACGUCCGUCCCCGAGUCCACACCCCCCUGUUCAGCAGACUCGCAGAAUUCAGCCGUCUGUCCCUGAACUCUCGCUGCUGAUUGAUAGCAGCUUCUCCUCCAAUCACAACGCCUCCACCCACAGACCUCCUCCUCCUGCUGACAGGAGGUCUGCUCCUCCGGCCGGAAACACCUCCUCCUCCUCCUCCUCCUCCUCCUCCUCCUCCUCAUCUCCCAGACCUGCUGCUCCUCCUCACCUCCACAGCACCCCCAACUCCAACCUGCAGCAGCCCUGCUCCUGCUGCUCCCCCAACUCCUACGACUGCACCUCCAUCUUCCCCUCCUCCCCGGGGCUCCUCCCUGCUGCUGCUCCUCCAUGUCAUCACCACAACACUCCUCCUGCUCCAUCACUUCUCCACCCUGCUCCUCCUCCUCCUGCUCCAUCAAUUCUCCACCCUGCUCCUCCUCUUCCUGCUCCAUCAAUUCUCCACCCUGCUCCUCCUCUUCCUGCUCCAUCAAUUCUCCACCCUGCUCCUCCUCCUGCUCCAUCCUCUCAUCACCUCACCUCUGCUGCUUCCAGCAAGCAUCUAACUUUUCCUUCUGUUCCUCCUUCAUCCACUCUUGGGACUCCUCUCUCCUCCCGUCACCAUACUCCACCUCCCACCUCCUCUCCUGCUCCCUCGACUCUUCUCUCUGCUCCUCCUCAUUAUCACAGCACUCCUCCUGCUCCCUCCACUCUCCACCCUGCUCCUCAUCCUCCUGCUGACUCCCCCUCUCCUGCGUCUCCCCCUUGGUUCUCCCGUCCCUCUUGUGUGAGUCGGUGCUGUGAGGAGGUGGGAGGAGUCGUCCCGUCUGACACCUACCAGCUGCUCCUCCAUCAGGACCGCCAGCUCCGCCUCCUGCAGGCGCAGGUCCAGCUGUUGUUGGAGGCUCAGAGGAAACUUCAGUCCUCUGCUCAGCAGCUCGAUGCUUCCACACCCAAAUGCACCACCAGCAUCGCCGUGGGGACAGGUGCCAGUCUGUUCUGGGGGGAUCCCGUCCAGGUCCCCCUCCCCCAUCAGGAGGUGCAGGCUCCUCCCCCCUCCUCCCCGAGCCCCUCCUCCUGCUGCAGACCCCCCUCGCACGCCAACCUGUCCAUCAGCGGGCCUGCGAGCGGAGCUGAGGACAGUGACAUCAGAGGGCAGGAGGCUGCCUGCUUUCCGGCUCAGCGCAGUAUCAGCGGUCUGCAGAGUCCAGUUCUGGGAGAGAGCGUCAGCAUGUAUACAGCUACAGACAACCAGCACGACUUCUACCACAGCCUCAUGAAUCAGCUGACCAGUCGUCUCCAGGAGUCAGACAGUAAACAGAAAGUGGAGGAGGAGUCUAGGAGGAGGAGCCUGCCUGUGGUUUCUGACCGCUCCCCGUCCAGGAGGAGGUGGAGCCGUGGAGGAGACUCAGUGGUCAGUGCGACUGUGAGGCAGCUGCAGCAGCUAGGAGUCAACGUGGAGCCAGAAGACAUGAUCGAGUCUGACAGACAAGUCCAGCGGACCAUAGAGAGCAGCAGCACUCUGGCGAGCAUCAACCCAGCGGCGGUCCUGUCCAGACUGAGCGUGUGCGACCAGACAGCGAGCUCUGUGCUCCCGAGCGGCAGCGUGGAUCUGAGUUUGGAGGCCAACGCCAUCGCCCUGCGCUACCUGAGUGAUGCUCAGCUCAGCAGGCUGUCUAUGGGAGGCCACACCCCCCAUACAAGCCCCGCCCCCUCUGACCACUCCGUGCUGUCGCCUAGCAACAUGUCUCUAGCCUCCAGGAAGUACAUGAGGAGGUACGGCCUGAUUCAGGAGGAGGAGGAGGAGGAGGAGGCUCGCCAGCCGCUCAGCAAAGCUCUGAGCAUGAAGCUCCUUCCACAGAGUCAGCUGAUCUGUGACCUGAGGCCCAAAAUGCAGCUGUUAGCUGGCAGCGAACCAGCCGCCGCCCCUGACAAGGAGAACUGUCCCAGCAGGCGGCCAUCUUUAGUGAGGGCGAGCAGCCUGCAGACGGAGGGAUCAGUGGGGAACAUCCUGGACCUGAGCCGCCUCCGACAGCUGCCCAAACUCUUCUGACCACCACGUGCUCCCCGAAACCUGCAGUCUGCCAGUCUGAACCGGACCUCACACCUCAGACCUGCAGUCUGCCGGUCUGAACCGGACCUCACACCUCAGACCUGCAGUCUGCCGGUCUGAACCGGACCUCACACCUCAGACCUGCAGGUUUUUAAAGGAGUCUGGUGUGAGGGCGCUCAGUGUGGAAACCCUGCAGGUCUCUUUGGAAACGUCCUGGACUUUAUUGUUUGCGGUGAGACGUGAUUUCCUGUAGUCUCGCGGGGAAGUCCUCUCCUCUGAAUUCGUGCUGAUCGCACCGACACGUCUGAACAGGAUACGAGAGAGAAACUCGGGUCUCAUUUUACAGGACGGACGCCGCCGAGCCGCCGUCCCCUGUGAGACGGCGUCCGUGUUGAUGUGUGUAGUUUGGCGGUGGUUGUCAUGGCAAUCGGGAGGGCGUGUGCAGCAGACGCAGUGAAUCUUGUAAUGGGCCUGGAAAGGUCUUGGAAAAGUUUGGAGCGGCUGCUCAUGUCUGAUUUGUCUGCAGGUCUCAGGCUGCUGCUUUAACUGUUUUCACUCAUUUUAUUCAAGUCUGCGUGUUUCAUCUUUUCUGUCGACACUUCCUGUUUUAAUGUGAAAAG
Messenger RNA from Plectropomus leopardus (leopard coralgrouper), 4064 nucleotides. Lineage: Eukaryota; Metazoa; Chordata; Actinopteri; Perciformes; Serranidae. The record is from RefSeq and is a predicted model, not a curated record.